Molecule: messenger RNA, 1242 nt
Organism: Ruditapes philippinarum (Manila clam)
Lineage: Eukaryota; Metazoa; Mollusca; Bivalvia; Venerida; Veneridae
Exons: 3
Coding region: 1-1242 (413 amino acids)
Source: RefSeq, a predicted model, not a curated record
AUGGGAGACUGUAAGAAAAUAGUUGGCGACAAAAUUAUUAGAGGUGAUGGACCCACUGCUGUAAGUUCCCGCAUUGGUUACUUCUUAUCCGGCCCACUUCAUGUAGAGAGUAGUUAUCCACCUUCCAAUGUUAUGGAAGUCAUAGCAACCCACGUAUCUGAAACGACAGACCUCACUCGAUUUUGGGAUAUAGAAUCAAUGGGUGUUUCAAAAGGAGACUGUGAAGAUACCGAUGCUCUUCUUAUAUACAACAGUACCAGAAAUCGUAGAAAGCCUUUCUCACAUGUCGGUCUACACGAAGAUGACAGAGAUGUUACCAGAUUUCUAUGGUUAUCUGACCCUACAGAUCCCAAAAGCCAGCUUGUGACAUACAGAUUUCGAGUUGUUCUUUUUGGAGCCACAUGUUCCCCAUUUAUUCUCAAUGCUACAUUACUAAAACACAAGACCCUGAAUGCAAGUAACCCUGCCGCUAAUAUAAUUACCAGAGACCUGUAUGUCGACAAUGUAAUUUCAAGUUUUCAACAAGAACAGGAUCUUCUUAACUAUUUCCGCUACGCACGUACUCUCAUGUCCGAAGCAGGAUUCAAUCUGCGAUCGUGGACUUCAAACUCCAGUAAAUUAUGUGAACUCGCAGUAGCUGAAAAAGUCUUGGACAAGGAUAAAGUUGUCAAGGUAUUAGGAAUGUUAUGGGACCCGGAUAAUGACGAGAUGUCCUUUGUACAGCGCACGAUAGUAAACUCUGAGAGAACAACCAAACGUUCUAUUCUCAAACAGACUUCAAAAUUAUAUGACCCCCUAGGAUUGCUUAGCCCAGUAACUGUACGCGCCAAAUUACUAGUUCAAGACCUAUGGAAGAAGAAAUUUGAUUGGGACACACCACUUCCGGUUAAUAUCAUUAACACCUGGGCUGAUUUGAGCAUCGACCUGAACAGCGUAAUUCAGACCAAGUUCCAGAGACCAUAUUUUCCCACCACUGAAAAUACAGCAAAUUCUGCCGAUUUUAAUUUACACGUGUUUGUUGAUGCAAGUGCACGUGCUUAUGGUGAUGUAGCGUAUCUUACUUCCGGUCAUACAUCUACCCUUGUAUUUGCAAAGAAUAGAGUCGCACCUGUAAAAGAGAUAACUUUACCCAGACUAGAACUGAUGGCAGCACUCAUCGGUGCACGUGUAACCCACCACGUGUCAAAUGCAUUUUAUUCACGAUCACAUCCUCACAAAUGUAUUCAUUUUGAAAUCUAUUAA